AUGGCCUCAUCACACUUAACGCCACUUCCCAGUCUACAUGUACAUACUAUAAUCCCUGGCAGCGCGUUACCUCCUGUACUUUCUCCAACGCUACAACUACCUUUAUGUAGACGCGACUUCUCUUCACUAACACAAGCAGAAAUGGCACAAGUAGAAAUAAAACAGGACAAUACGUCGAAACCUACGCGAGUAUCGUCACGCGUAAUAGACCAUGCUCCAUUAUCGCCUCUAGACUUUUACUCCAGCCCUGCUUCAUACAGCUCAGGUGAUGAAGAUACGACUUCCUUGCUCAUAAACGAGCAUAUAUCGAAAUCCAUCCUUUCCAGCACUCAGUUGCCCGCGUCACCUGCCUGUUCAACGCCUGUUCGCACACCCUCACCCUCACCUUCUGUCUCAACAACGCCUCGUCGUUCAGCGCGAAUACCCAAACAUCGUCGAUUAUCCAAGGAAGAAAUAAUUGGAAGACCAUCAACUGGCCCAGCAAUGCGCACAAGGGGUAAAGAUGCCACUGUCCAGGAUGACGAUGAGAGGAUAAGGAACUAUUAUGAGCAGCGUGCUGCUCCAACGCCUCCAUUAGCCAUAACUUACCCUCGUGCGUGGAACGAGGUUGAUAUAGGCGAGCUGUCUGGAGUCUGUGGGUCGAAGAAUUUUUCAUAUCCGACCCAAUUGCGAAGCGAUACACUCUCUUUGUGGCCAUCCGCACAACGAAAGCAUUAUUUAGCUAUGUAUCUCCGGCAUGGUAAGGAUUUUGGUGCCAUUGGUUCUGAAUGCGGUACAUCCAUCAAGAAAGCGGUGCAGUACUAUUAUUUAACAAAGCACAAGAAGGAGUUCAAAAUUGCUAAGCUAGUGCGGAAGGAGAUGGAAGAAUACGAGAGAUAUUUAAUGGCAAUAGAUGAGCAGAAGAAGAGAUUCAUGAAAACAGCAAGCGCUAACAAUGGGAAGAAAGGGCGGAAGAAGAAAGGAGGAAGACAUUAA
Paraglomus occultum is the source of this 975-nucleotide messenger RNA. Lineage: Eukaryota; Fungi; Glomeromycota; Glomeromycetes; Paraglomerales; Paraglomeraceae. The record is from the annotation of a GenBank genome assembly.